Molecule: messenger RNA, 7316 nt
Organism: Homarus americanus (American lobster)
Lineage: Eukaryota; Metazoa; Arthropoda; Malacostraca; Decapoda; Nephropidae
Product: 2',3'-cyclic-nucleotide 3'-phosphodiesterase-like
Exons: 7
Coding region: 147-1859 (570 amino acids)
Biological process (GO): cyclic nucleotide catabolic process
Cellular component (GO): cytoplasm; membrane
Molecular function (GO): 2',3'-cyclic-nucleotide 3'-phosphodiesterase activity
Source: RefSeq, a predicted model, not a curated record
GUGCAGCAAGUGAGGAGGGAUCGCCUUCGUCCAUAUCACCUCCAACCUCGUCUCUAUGAUAAGGCUCCUGCAUGUGAAUACUCUGCAGUCGAGUUAUGCCCAUCGUUUUUUCAACCAUUCCUUGCCGUUGAGAGGAUUGCAGCACCAUGACAUGGUUGUGGUGGCGCUGCUGCUUCUGCUGGAAAGACCAAGUGAGGGAGGAGGAGGAGGACCAAGAGGAGAUCUGCGCCGCCACCACUACCAACUCCUCAGAGUCAAGCCUUGAUGUUGCAACAACAGAAGAUUCUGUAACUAUGGGACAGACAGCAAGCCGAAUAAAUAAUUUAUUCCGGCGUAAGUGCUCGGCAACCCCAUCACCUGAUCAUGAAGAUGAUGCCCAGGUGUCCCAGGAAGACACCACCUUUCUUAUCCCUUCUGCUGUUGUUCCAUCAUACCCACUAGCGACUCCUCGCAGCCCUCUCCGCCGUGGCACCAGGCCUCUCGAUUUGUCUGAAAUCUCUCCAGCAAGACCUCCCUCAAAGCGACUCAAGGGAGAUAUCCAGUACUUAGAUUUUCCCGUUUUGAAAAGUGAUGAAACAAUCAAAUUUGUUCAAAACAGUAAGAUCAUGUUGAUUUUGAAGGGCAUACCAGGAUCUGGCAAGAGUUUCAUAGCGCAGAAGAUCAAAGAAGUGUAUGAAGAUGCAGUUGUAUGCUCAGCUGAUUCUUACUUCAUGCGUGAUGGAGAGUACCAGUUUGAUAGAGACCAACUGAAGGAAGCACAUGAGUUUUGCCAGCACACAGCUAGUGAGGCUGCAAAGGAAGGUCUUCAUGUAAUUGUCAUUGACAAUACAAAUGUACGCAAUUGGGAAAUGAAAUAUUAUCUUGAUCUAGCUAAGGAGCACCACUACAUUCCCUUGGUAAUGGAAACUCAAACACCAUGGGCAAUGGAUUCUAGGGAACUUGCACUGAAAAACUCACAUGAUAUCCCACAGAAAAUUAUUGCUCAGAAGGUCAAAUCCUACCAACCAGUCCAACCUAUAUACUAUGGCUGGUUCAUUAAUGAAGUGGACUCAAAGAAGAUUUACUCAAUGGGACAAGAAUGGCUGCAGCAAAUCCUGAAUGUAGAUGAUUUCUUCCAAGACUUCUCUCAGAAUACACAACUAGACUCCGGUGAAGAGAUAUUAAAAUUCUUCUCUCUGGAUUCUGAUGCUGAGGGCAAAACACUCCAUGCUACAGCAAAGUUCACUGGGAGAGGUAAACAACAUGGUGCAAUGGAAUAUAUGAAGAAUUCAAUUAUCAGAAGGGCUAUGGGCCAGUGUUUUCAACUACACAUUAUAGGAUUUGUAAUUACUCCUAGAACAUUUGGAGCGAGAUUAAAACUGACGUGGGAGGAAUUAGAGUUGUGGGGUAACGAUGAUAAUGAAGACCCUCCUGAGUCUGUAUUUCAGCCUGUAGUAUCAAGAAAAGAUAAUGUAAAUUGUGAAGAACAGCCACAAGAAUUUCCUAAUAAUAUGGAACAAAAUGAUAUAACAAAUAAAUGUAAAAGGGCUGGUUGUCAGUUAACUUGUAGAGUAGUGGAUGCAGAGAUUGGAGAGGACAGGUUUCACCCAACAUCAGGGAAUGGAAGUCGAGCACAUUUGACUCUUGCUUAUGCCCCUACAGUGAAGCCAGUAUGCACAGGUUUUGAUUUAAUUAGUGCUGUGAAAUGUGAACAGAGAGCCUUCAGUAAAGGAAUGUCCACUGACAGUCAAUUAGAAGAUCAAAAAGUGGAAACGUAUAAUAUUCGUGGAGGAGUGUUAAGAAACUAUGGUGAAGGCACAUGGGUUGUAUACCCAGAGAAAGAACUUGUUGUCAGUUCUAUGUUUUCAGCAUUUUACUGAUAAGAACAGUGUUGAUGGCACCUGUUGGGUUCAAAAUAACAACUUAAAUUAUUUUGUGAUAUUUGUGGAGUGGAUCUUGAAAGAAGUGAUUGGAAUACCUAACUCUGUAUUCCACCUGUCACACAGUGUUUAUUAAGAUAGUUUAUAGUGACAAGACUCUGCAAAGCUCAUAACACAUAUACCAUAUUGAUGCAGUAUUACUCUACAGUUGUUUUCAAUUAACUUACGGUAUGUGUUUUCUCUUUACUUUUCUUUUAUUUAUUUAUUUAUUUUUAAUAAUUUUAUCUUCAUGACACUGACUACUUAAUAAGACUUAGUAGUACUGUGUCAUAAUCCAGAUAAAUCAUUUUUGGAAUAAUAUAAUUUUAAAUGAUUUCUGGUGUCCUGAUGAGUAUGUCAAUCUAUUUUUCUUCAUUUUCCUAAAGAAAAAUGUUAUGUAUGUGUGUGUGUGUGUAUUUGAUUGUACUCCAGGGUAGACUAUAGUAUACAGUAUAUGUAUAGGGGUUAGAAUUGUCAUGUGUGGUAUGAAUAUCCAGUUUAAGGGUAUCGAGUUUUUCAAGAAAUAUCACUGACCGAAAUUGUCCAUCUGUUUGAUGUGUCAUUCCAUGGCCACUCAAGUAUUUUGUGUAAACAAUUUGCAUCUGUGGGAAAAUAGUUACUUUAGUUGAAAUUCCAGGCAUCCCUUACUUAAUGGAUGUUCGAGAUCCAAAAAUUUACUUAUACUUAUUUUGGUCCAAGCAAAAAUUCAAAUUGCCCCUCUCCCUCUCCCUACCAGUCUGAGGUGUGAGCUAUGUUUUGGUUAUUUAUCAACUCAUAAUAUCGGGUAGAUUUACAAAACUGUCUUCUUCUUUUUUUUGCUUAGUUACAUGCACACAUAACCUUAAAUACAUAAUGUCCUAGAAAAGUAUAGGAAAUAACUAUCAUAAGGUCAAAAACAUAAAAGGAAAUAAACAUUUCUUUGUGUGCAAGAGUAGGAGGGGAGCAGUGUGGGAGCCCCGUUGCUAAGGGUUGGUAGAGGCAGCAUCCUAGCUGGGCUGCAUUGUUAUGGCAAGGCCACACAGCCAGUUUCUAUGCAAAUGGCAAUUGUGGUAAAAUUUCAUUUACCUUUCCAUAAUGGUUUUAGUUGCAUAUUUUCAUCUAAAUAGUACUGGUAUUUUAUUAAUGUUUUUAAUGUGUUAGGUAGUAAAUUACAGUACCUGUAGUUGUGUACUAUUUUUUAUUUUAUUUAUUUUUUUUUUUUUUCAUGAAUCGAUUUCAUGUUUUGGGGUUUUUCUUGUCAUUUGAGGAUCUGAACCCUAUUGUUCCCAUAUAUUCUAUGAUUCAAAAUAUGAAAAUUCACUUAAUGUUUUUUUCAGGAACGUAACCCAUUCGUUAAGCGAGAGAUACCUGUAUAUUAAAAUAUGAGUGACUGCAUCUUUAGGAAAGCUAAUCUUUGCAUCACAAGAUAUAAAGGAUUACAGAAAGAUAGAAACAAAUGGACAUUGUAAAUCAGUGACCUCUAUAUUUGAACUUGACAUUGUCACUCCCAAGAGGAAUAAUCUCUAAAUACAAACAUCUUGGUCCUAAUUUUUCGACAUGAAGAACAUGGAAAGACACAAAAAAGUGGAUGGAAAUGUCUCCAUUGCAUUGUCUGUAUUGAGGAUGAAAAGGGUUUUAUAGAUGUUCUGUCUUCAGAUCUUAUUGUAAAAUUAUAUUCAUCGUUGAUUUUGUUGAAUGCUAAAUUCUUAUACGUACCAAAAAAGGUUAUUUUUAAGUACAAUUAUUGUCUGCACUGUAAUGACAAUGCUCACACUGUACCUGUUGAUCCAUAUACUGCUGUAUGAGCCUUACAGAGUCUUAUUCACACACCACAUCCAUACACAUCACAAAAUCUCUGCUAACUCAGCCAUAUAAACACUUCACUUAUCAUCUCCUUUCACCUUUAAUAUACAGUGUUGUAUUUAUACAAGCAAUAUUUUAAGGUGGUUCAGUGUACUGUUUCAUCUGUCUUUUAUUGUAUUAGAAUGAGGUAACACUCAUUAUGGUGUUUUACAUAAUGCAAAAUUUGCUCUGUUGGAAAAAUGCAGUAAACAGAACUGAUAAACAUUUUUAGGCAGAUGACACAAACCAAGAGAACCUAAGCAAUACUUCCUUAGCUUCUUGUUUAGGUUAUUAGUUUGUGUUGCCUGAAAGAUAGAUGGCUUAACAGUCCUGUUUGUUGUACAGUACUAUUCUAACAAGUGCAGUACAUCUUUACUUAAGAACCUGUCAAGGUCACUUGUCACAUUUUAUUAUUUCUAAACCAUUAACCAAGUUUAUUAAAUUGGUUAUCAAAUUAUUUUUAAAGAAAAAAUAUGUGAAUUUGCAGGUUUUUAAAAUUAGUACAUAUUAUACUACAAUACUGUACUGUACUUAGGUUUCUCAUUAUUUUAUACAAUGGUUUCUAUGGUCAUAAUUUUUUUGUGUUUAUGGAAUAUAAAUUCAUUGUUUUUAUUUGGUUAGGAAUACUGGAGAGGGUUUCUAAGUACUGUACAGUAUUGAUAUAAUGUAAACAUAACCCUCUUUUUUCCAUUUUAUGUUUAAAAACUGAAGUAGUGUACUGUACUGUAAUAUGUAAUUGUUAUUGACCCUCAUUCUAGUUGGCUGAUUUUCUGAAAUGCACAACCUUUGUUCUGAGAAUUUUAGUGUGACUAAUCAUUUGUAGAGAACUAAUGAUUUCAAAACCACCUGAGAUCCUGUACAGUAUUCUUUUAACAUCCCAUAAUUUAUAUAUUUUUCCCAUGUUUAUGGAGAUUAUAAUGAAUGUAAAUCUUUCUUUAAUUUUUUUUUAUUUAACACAGUAUCUCGUCUAUGAAAUAUCAGUUAAAACUUAUAAAUAUUCUAUUGGUGGAUGUUUUAAUGAUAUAAAAGACAAUACUGUAUUUUUAUAAUGUGUACAACAUGUUUGCAUUAAUAGAUGAAAGAUAACAGAAAUAGCAGCAGUCCCUCCCAGGUGUAAGUGAACCCAGUGUUGGUUAUGAUGGUCACUCAAAACUGUUUGUCCUGGUGGUGACUAUAGGAACUAACAGUGUCGGUCCUGGUGGUGACUAUAGGAACGAACAGUGUUUGUCCUGGUGGUGACUAUAGGAACUAACAGUGUCGGUCCUGGUGGUGACUAUAAGAACUAACAGUGUUGGUCCUGGUGGUGACUAUAGGGACGAACAGUGUUUGUCCUGGUGGUGACUAUAGGAACUAACAGUGUUUGCUCUGGUGGUGACUAUAAGAACUAACAGUGUUGGUCCUGGUGGUGACUAUAAGAAUAAGCAGUUAUAUAGUACAAUAAUAUUUUAGGAUGUUACUGGAGAACACUUUUGUGCCUCAAUACCAUAUACUGUACUGUCAGGACUUUGUUUUGCUAUAGAGAAAGAUUUGUGGCCUUGGGCAUCCACUGGGCAGAGGGGUGGGGUGGGGGGGGUGCCAGUUGCCCUUCUCUGGAUCAAGUCUGUUACUGAAGGGGUAGACUUUAAUCUUUAACCUUACCACUCACUACCUGAGGACCUUAAUACAGAUAUCUUCAGAUAGACUCUUUCUCUCUUUUUCACAGCCAGUGUAUGCUCUUAAGUGUAACAUAUAACCUUCCCCCCCAUUUACCUCUGCUGGGUAGGGGCCAGACAUAGAUAGGAACACUUACUGUAGUUCUGUUAUAUAUAAAUUGGCAGUCACUUGACACUACCAUGGCAUCGUGUGAACUUACCCGUAUAUUAUAUCCUUAAAGAGUGUAGGGAUGCUCAGUUCUCCACAUCACACUGUACAGUAUUAUGGUAAAUUACCUUCCUCCCAGUCUUUUAUCCCACCCCAAUACCCAAUUUUUUGGCCCUAAUAACCUACCAUAAUCAGAAAACUUGCACAAAAAUUAACACUUACAGCACUGCAGGCAAAGGAUAAGGAUAAUUUAAGCUUGUGGUGCCAUGUGGUAGUUGUCAGAGGUGAUGGGGGGCCCCCGCUCACUGCACUACAGUACAAUUCUGUAGUGUAAGCCCUUACAGCACCAACUUUAAACUUUAUUAUUCACUUAAACACCGCUGUUCAUGUACUGUGUACUGGUUAAAUUCUCAAUGCAAAUGAAAUAGGACUUUGCACAAAAUAUGUAAAAAUAAGUAGUCACUGCAGGUGGGUAUCCUCUCAAUAGGCCUACCAACUCAUAACUGGGCAUCAUCAUAUCUCGGAAUAUUGUGAGUUAUGUAAGAAAUAAUUACAAAAUAAUUUACUACCACUCAAGAGUAUAUCAAAUUACAAGUUCCAGCAGAUGCCCAUAUUUGUGGCAGAUACUGCUCUAAAAUUGGAGUAUUGUACCUAGACUAUGGAUGAAUUGCACACAUAUCAGAUUGGGACAAGACCCAUACUGUACAAUGGAAACUCCAGUUUGGGUAUUGUUGCAACUUCUUAAGUGUUCAUAUUUAGUGGGGUACAGUACUUUGUAUCCAGAAAAUGUAGUUGACUGUAUUAUACAUAACUGCAUUGAAAAGAAUGAAUGUGCAGAAACCAAGGAUAGCAAUGAAAUGGUAUAUCUAUAAACUAUUACUGUACUGAAAUUAAUUCAUAAAAUCCUCUUAAUAUCAAACAGUAGAGUUUGAGAUAACUUUUAUAACCACUUGUUCAAAGCUUUCUUUUGUCAUACUGUAGUAUGUUAAAUAGUUCCCAGAGGAGUUUUUAUGCUUUUUUUCUUGUUCUUUUUAAGUUUGUGUUUUGAGUUGUUCUGAGUACUAAGACUCACUUAGGAUUAUUUAUUUGUUCUGUGGGGUACCAUAACUUGAAGAAAUUAUUUUAUUGUCCAGAAGUUAUGAUGUUGCUGGGAAAAUAGGGCUGUGAUUAGCUGUAAUCUGUAAGAUUGAUCUCAAUAUUUCUCCUUCAAUUUUCAACUAACAAUGCCCAUUGAAUUAUAUAGGUUUCCCCUUUUUUGUACUCCAUGUUGUAAUUAUUUAGAACAUCUAGGUAUGAAAGAAGAUAGAGGAGACCUUGUAUAAAGAAUGGGAAGCUUGUCCAACAAGGGGUCACAGCUCAAGGUUGAAGAAGCAACAAGUCCUGAAAACUGUUAGGGCAAACUUUUUUGGAGUGAGAGUUGUGAAAUCGUGGAACAAUCUGCCAGUGAGUGUUGUGACGGCACCGAGUGUGAGCUCUUUCAAGACCAGACUUGACCAACACUGGAGCAGGUUCAGAUGCAUUCAGGAGCCAGUGCAUGCCCAGUACCCGCCAUCAGCGCAUAACAGAGACUGACCGACUGCCCCAGCGGCUAACGAGGCGAUCAGUGGUGAAGAGGAUAAAAGACAAUAAUACAGUACAGUAUACAGGUACUGUAUUGAAUUUUUUUGGUACUUUUUAUGGUUCUGCUUUUGUAACUGUGCCAGAAUAACAAGUUUUUUGUGAUAAUUAAAUCAGCCUUUCUAUACAAAUGCAGUGAUUCUGUACAUUUGUACAAUAAAGAUAAAAAUGGCACCUGUA